AUGGACAGUGAAGAAAUCCCAUCAGUACCUUCUACUCCAGCAACACCAGGUACUCCUGGUGCUCCUCUUUUUGGUGGAUUCAAAUCAGAAAGAAAUGGAAAUGGUAGAAGCAACUCAUUACUCAAGAGUUUGAAAUGUUUUAGUGUCAAAGAAUGGACUUUGGAAGAUGGUGCCUUGCCUCAAGUCUCUUGCUCUUUGCCACCCCCUCCCGUCCCUCUCGCCAAAAAGGUUGGAGCAGAGUUUAUAGGCACAUAUAUUUUAAUGUUUGCUGGAAUAGCCACUGCAAUUGUGAACCAAGAGACACAUAAUUCAGAGACACUAAUUGGCUGUGCCGGAGCUACUGGACUUGCUGUCAUGAUCAUAAUUUUAUCAACCGGUCACAUUUCUGGUGCUCAUCUCAAUCCUGCUGUCACCAUUUCAUUCGCUGCAUUAAAGCACUUUCCAUGGAAAAAUGUGCCUUUGUAUAUUGGUGCACAAGUUUUGGCUUCAAUAUGUGCUGCUUUUAGUCUGAAAGGAGUUUUUCAUCCAUUCAUGAAUGGUGGAGUCACCGUUCCUUCAGUUGAAUAUGGCCCAGCUUUUGCUUUAGAGUUCAUUAUCAGCUUUAAUCUCAUGUUUGUUGUCACUGCGGUUGCAACCGACACAAGAGCUGUGGGAGAGCUUGCCGGAAUUGCGGUGGGAGCCACCGUCAUGCUCAACAUACUCAUUGCUGGGCCUGCAACUGGAGGUUCAAUGAAUCCAGUGAGAACAUUGGGGCCAGCAAUUGCUGCAAACAACUACAAAGGCAUAUGGCUAUAUAUCAUAGCUCCUAUUCUUGGAGCUUUAGCUGGGGCAGGUGCCUAUACUGCUGUCAAACUUCCAGAUGAAGAUUUUAACUCUGAAGUAAAAGCAUCUUCUGCCCCUGGAAGCUUUAGAAGAUGA
Vicia faba (fava bean) is the source of this 918-nucleotide messenger RNA. The record is from the annotation of a GenBank genome assembly. NCBI's taxonomy places the organism in Eukaryota, Viridiplantae, Streptophyta, Magnoliopsida, Fabales, Fabaceae.